AUGAAGCUGCAGACUGCCCUUGUGUUGGUCUGUCUAUUCAGGACAAGUUUCGCUCUUCCAUUGCAGUUUGGAAUUAUUGCAAGCAACAGCAAUGAGAUUCUAAGACUGAAUGGACUAACUCUUGCAACUCUUGGACAAACACAGCAGCAGCAGCAGCAGCAGCCGGAGGUGCUGCUCAAUCCACAGAUGGUGAACUUGAACCCUCAAGUGACCAAUCCCUUCGGCCCCCAGGGGCCCCAGCUGUUUUUCCCCGCCCAGGGCAACCAUUUUAUGCCUAUGCUCAUAUCAAACGGCCAGCAAGAGCAGCUUGGACCACCACAGGAUCCCAACUCUCCCAAUGUUCCUCAGCAGGCCCAAAACCCUUUUCAGGUGUUUCCACAUUUCCAGUACCCGUCUUAUGGAUUUCCUCAGCUUCCCAGAGAACAGGGCUUUUCGUACUUUUUCCCUCCUUACGGCUAUCCUCAGCAGAGGAACAAUGUGAUGCUGCAGCCCAACAACGGUCAACAGCAGCUGGAGAGAACCACACAGAGACCACAGCUCCCUCUGCAGACAUGGCCACUGGGAACACAGAAAGUGCCUGCUACAGCUCCUCCUCAUCCUCGUGGUGACACAUCUGGCCCAGGUGUUGAUGAGGGUCAGUCCAACUUCCCUUUCCUCUUCGAGCCUUAG
Molecule: messenger RNA, 669 nt
Organism: Anarrhichthys ocellatus (wolf-eel)
Lineage: Eukaryota; Metazoa; Chordata; Actinopteri; Perciformes; Anarhichadidae
Gene: odam
Product: odontogenic, ameloblast associated
Exons: 8
Coding region: 1-669 (222 amino acids)
Source: RefSeq, a predicted model, not a curated record